Molecule: messenger RNA, 486 nt
Organism: Microdochium trichocladiopsis
Lineage: Eukaryota; Fungi; Ascomycota; Sordariomycetes; Xylariales; Microdochiaceae
Exons: 2
Coding region: 1-486 (161 amino acids)
Source: RefSeq, a predicted model, not a curated record
AUGAAGACCUCGUUCGCCCUUGCUUCUUUGCUUUCCGUCGUUGUUGCUCGUCCAGCAACUCUCGCUAGAGAUGCAGCCGUCCCUGCAGACGGAAGCCUGCCUGCCGGCUGGAAUUUUAUGAACUACAGGGCUGAAUGCAUCCCUCGCUCGACUUGUUCCUACUCAAUCGACGUGGUGCCAGCCAAGUCUACGGCCCCGAUCGCUCACUGCAGCGCUUCUGGCCUGGCUCCUCUGGGGACCAACGGCCUGCCUACUGUGGCAUCACGCACGUGCGAUGACAACUCUUUCUUCGCCUGGGCUGUCUAUUCCCGCCCUGGUGACGGUCAGGCCGUUCAAGUCAUCGAGCGCCUCAAUGCUACCACCUCGAUUGUGGGAACCCAUCAGAUCUCUCAGGAGGAGCUUCAGCUCGUGAUGAACGGCGCUGCUGGACGCCAGAAGUACAUUGGCCCAGAGACCGUCACGGUCCCCACCGUCUGGGGUCAGUAG